GCGCUGAACUUCUCCAUCGACUGCCCAUGUUGGGUUUAGCACGUCAGCCAUCAUUCACAUUCACAACCUUAAUUGAACCUGAUUCGUGGGCAUAGGUGGGGGGUCUUGAGCAUCAUUUGUUGUUUUUGUUAUCCGAACUUGAUAUCAGCAGCUCCUGCCACCACCAUGCUGCACAUGUCUGCUGAGAUACGGAGGAAUGAGGAUUUCCUCUUUCCAGAGGGUUGCGAGAUUGCGAGAACAGAAUGCUCUAAUCUAAUAGGGGACAUGUACCCCGACUACAAAUCGAUAUAUUAGACUCUGCAUCCCCGUUCGAUAACCAUGGAUAACUUUCAAGCAAGAGGCUCAAGAUAUUAUAAAGAUUUAGUAGACCGAGGAUGAAUGUCGACCAAAUGGACGGCAUUACAGUUAAAACAGACGUUCGGUACGACAGCACUGGCGACCAGAAAUCGAUCUCCCCGCACGAUGCAUUAUUAUUGUCAAUGGGCAAGGCUCCCGAGCUGAAGCGAGUAUAUAAUUUCUGGACAUUAUGUGCCUGUAUGUUUCCACAUUUUGAUCCGCAGGUACACCUCUGACAUGCCGAAGACCAAGUCAUGAUGAUGUGCAGCUGGUCCUGCAACGUCGUGCUGUACUCAACAGUCUUCGAUAUCGGAGGCCCAAUGGCAAUGGUUUGGGGAACUCUUAUCGUCGCUAUCGGGCAAACCCUUCUCAUGACCUCGCUGGCCGAAUUUUGUUCCAUUUGGCCAACAGCAGGUGGUCAGCAGUAUUAUACCCAAGCUCUAGCCACAGGAAAGUUUCGACCUUUCCUUUCGUACCUCGUUGGAUGGGCUGUUCUUGUUGGAGAAAUUUCCACCGGCUCAUCGUGCGCUUUGAACUCUUCACAAGUAAUCGCAAGCUUCGUCGAAGUGACGCAUCCAGAAUUUGUCUGGAAACCUUGGCUUACUUGGGUGGUGUACUCAAUCUUCUUUAUUGGUCCCAUUGUUCAGAAUCUCGCACCAAAGUAUCUUCCAGCACUCAAUGUGUUCGGAGCUUUCUGGACGAUUGGCGGAGGUCUCGCUUGGGCGAUCAGCUUUCUCGUUCUAGCACCGAAGAAGAGUGGUGGCUUCGUCUUCAAGAUGUUUAUCAAUAACACUGGGUACGCCAGCAGGCCCUGGGUGUUUAUCCUGAGCCUUUAUACGCCGAUGUACGGACUCUAUGGAACGGAUGGGAUGAUGCACCUUGUUGAAGAAAUGCGGGAUGCUUCUCGUCAAGCACCACGAGUCAUGGUAUGGUCCAUGAUAUUCUGCAGCAUUACGUCCUGGGCUAGCGCUAUCUUAAUGCUGUUUUGCGCCGGGGACUACGAAACUUACAUGCUGGCUUCACAGCCCUACAUGAAUUGGUUCAUGGACAUCUAUCACAGUACAUAUGGUGGCGGUGUCUUUUGUGCUCUCGUCAUGAUCGGACUGAAUUAUUUCAUUGUGGUUGGUACAAAUACCGCGGGUUCUCGUCUCGCCUGGAGUAUGGCGAGGGACCGAGCCUUCCCCUAUUCUUCCUAUUUCGCGACUGUUGACAAGCGCUUUGGCAUUCCUCUGCGCGCCAUGAUCGCCAUUCUAGUCAUCGAUCUGAUCAUUGGCCUCAUAGUACUCGGUUCCGACUAUGCUUUCCAGGCCAUCAUUUCAGGAGGUGGUGUCACUUUGCAAGUGGGAUACGUCACUCCAAUCAUCAUCGUCCUUGUUCGAGGACGCAAGAUCUUACCAGCCCGCCCAAAUUUCGAUCUCGGAAGUUGGGGAUAUCUGAUCAACGUCAUCUCCGUAUGCUGGUGUAUGCUGGUCGCUGCUGAUGAUUGUUAUGUUCAGUUUCCCGAUGUACGUUCCGGUCAACGUGGUGAAUAUCUCGUACAUGAACUGGUCUAUACUGAUUGUUGGCGCGACUAUCAUCUUUCCAGGUAUGUGGUGGAUAUGGAAAGCGAGACAUGUUUACAUCAAGGACGGCAACUCUGUGCUGGAGGACAAUGUCGUUGUGAUCGAGGGUGUGGCGGAGCCUGCCAAGGAAGUGGUCAUUCAAUUGUAGCAUAGCGGUCAUUGAAUAUAUGGUCAACUCAGGCUACUAGCUCACCUUUACACGAGAGGCGAAAUACCGUUUUGAUUUCAAUCGUCAAGUUGGGGUAAAAGUCAAGCGUUGUUCCUUCCGGUUCAAAUCUCAGCCUCUCCUCUUCCUUCUUUAAUCCAGUGGUAAGAAGAUCUAAACAACCCAAAAAGGCUUUUCGUCAGUGAAGUGUCUUGGAAAAGC
Cadophora gregata is the source of this 2265-nucleotide messenger RNA. RefSeq lists its product as uncharacterized. Gene Ontology annotation, molecular function: transmembrane transporter activity. Gene Ontology annotation, cellular component: membrane. The transcript is spliced from 4 exons. Gene Ontology annotation, biological process: transmembrane transport. The record is from RefSeq and is a predicted model, not a curated record. Bases 591 to 2051 code for a protein of 486 amino acids. NCBI's taxonomy places the organism in Eukaryota, Fungi, Ascomycota, Leotiomycetes, Helotiales, Ploettnerulaceae.